CAGUUGGCGUCGCAGGCUCCGGCGCCGAGGGUCGCGGACGCGUCCGCUCCCGGUGGGCGAGGCGGAGGCACCAUGGCGACCACAGUCAGCACGCAGCGCGGGCCGGUGUACGUCGGUGAGCUGCCGCAGGACUUCCUCCGCAUCACGCCCACGGCCGCACAGCAGCAGGUGCAACUGGACGCGCAGGCAGCCCAGCAGCUGCAGUACGGAGGGGCGGUGGGCACGGUGGGCCGCCUCAGCAUCACUGUGGUGCAGGCCAAGCUGGCGAAGAAUUACGGCAUGACCCGCAUGGACCCGUAUUGCCGCCUGCGCCUGGGCUACGCCGUGUACGAGACGCCCACCGCCCACAACGGCGCCAAGAACCCCCGCUGGAAUAAGGUUAUCCAGUGUACGGUGCCCCCGGGUGUGGACUCUUUCUACCUGGAGAUCUUCGACGAGCGGGCCUUCUCCAUGGAUGACCGCAUUGCCUGGACGCAUGUCACCAUUCCCGAGUCUCUGAAGCAGGGCAAGGUGGAGGACGAGUGGUACAGCCUGAGCGGCCGGCAGGGUGACGACAAGGAGGGCAUGAUCAACCUGGUCAUGUCCUACACGUCGCUGCCAGCCACUGUGAUGAUGCCGCCUCAGCCCGUAGUCCUGAUGCCCACCGUGUACCAGCAAGGCGUCGGCUACGUGCCCAUCACAGGUGUGCCUGCGGUGUGCAGCCCCGGCGUGGUGCCUGUGGCCCUGCCCCCAGCAGCCGUGAGUGCCCCUGCCCGCUGCAGCGAGGAGGACCUGAGAGCCAUCCAGGACAUGUUCCCCAACAUGGACCGGGAGGUGAUCCGCUCUGUGCUGGAAGCCCAGAGAGGGGACAGGGACGCAGCCAUCAACUCCCUGCUCCAGAUGGGCGAGGAGUCCUAG
Lontra canadensis (Northern American river otter) is the source of this 897-nucleotide messenger RNA. It is a transcript of the gene TOLLIP, whose product is annotated as toll interacting protein. Lineage: Eukaryota; Metazoa; Chordata; Mammalia; Carnivora; Mustelidae. Gene Ontology annotation, biological process: ubiquitin-dependent protein catabolic process. Gene Ontology annotation, cellular component: cytoplasm. The transcript has 6 exons. The coding region runs from base 73 to 897 and encodes 274 amino acids. The record is from RefSeq and is a predicted model, not a curated record. Gene Ontology annotation, molecular function: ubiquitin binding; ubiquitin conjugating enzyme binding.